Molecule: messenger RNA, 1600 nt
Organism: Fundulus heteroclitus (mummichog)
Lineage: Eukaryota; Metazoa; Chordata; Actinopteri; Cyprinodontiformes; Fundulidae
Gene: arv1
Product: ARV1 homolog, fatty acid homeostasis modulator
Exons: 5
Coding region: 61-792 (243 amino acids)
Biological process (GO): regulation of plasma membrane sterol distribution; sphingolipid metabolic process; sterol metabolic process
Cellular component (GO): Golgi apparatus; cortical endoplasmic reticulum
Source: RefSeq, a predicted model, not a curated record
UUCCGACCCUCUUCCGGUUCCGUUGUUUUGAAGGCGCUAGCAUGCUGUUCAGGUGUAAGAAUGGGGAAAGAAGCGACUUUCAGAUGUGUUGAAUGCAACGAGAAGGCAUCGGAGCUUCACAGAGAUUACAGCAACGGGAUUCUGAAGAUAGCAAUAUGUGAGUCGUGUCAAAAACCAGUGGACAAAUACAUUGAGUACGAUCCAGUAAUUAUCCUCAUUGAUGCCAUUUUGUGCAAGGCACAAGCUUUCAGACACAUUUUAUUCAACACAAGCUUAAAUAUCCACUGGAAGCUGUGUGUAUUCUGCCUGUUGUGUGAAGCCUACCUCCGGUGGUCUGCGCUUCACGGCUCGGAGCAGAGCAGCGACCCGGCCGACAUAAUCCGUUACACCAAGGAAUGGGAGUUUUAUGGCAAGUUCGGAUUGGCCGCCCUUGAACUGACGGCGUUCUGCGGCGGCGCGCUGUUGUUCCUCUCGUUGUGGCGGUCCUGUCUGCAGGGAGGGCGUGUGGAGUUCAACCUGCUCCUCAGAGGCCUGCUGCUGUCCUGCUACGGCAAAGUCCUCCUGGUCCCAGCCGUCAUCUGGGAGCACGACUACUCCCCGCUCUGCCUGGGCCUCAUCAAAGUCUUCGUGCUCACCUCCAACUCGCAGGCCGUCAGAGUGAUCUUGAACUGCAGCAGGCGUCUGUCUCUGGUGGCUGUUUGCUUUGGCCUGCUGUCAGAAACUCUCACCGCUCAGGCCUGCAGGAAACUCCCAUGGAGCAUCCAGGACUUCCAGGACAUGUGGACAUCAUAAUCAUUGUCUUUGCCAUCUUCAGACUGAAAUGCCUGCUAACUCAGGGUGGAUUACCCUCUGUUGGUACCAGACCUGUGAAUAUGGGCUGGGAUUAGAUUUGUAAAUGUUCUCUAGGCAUUGUGCUUUCUUGUUUUUGGACUUUCAACAGUGGAAGAAAAAAACAAGGACUCUCUUUUUUGCUGCUCUUCGUUUAGGCGUAUUGAAGGAUGGUUUUACCCGGAGCAGCAGGCUAAGAAGUGAGCAUCUACGGGGGGAGUUUUGGGGAUUUUUCAGAGUAAAGAGAAACACUCUGUCACGCUGUUCUCCAGGUUACUGUUUAACGCGCUCCAGUUCCCGAGCUACUCUGACGCAGACAGACCCCGAGGUUGUAAUUUAACAAUAACGUCUUCUCUGUCUGGACUGGAAACAGACGGCUCUCUGCACAUUCUUUGGGAUAAGUGGUGUGCUGCCUACCUAACUGACUCACACAACGGUUAAUCAGAAAAUAAAGUUCACCUUCAUCUAUUGUUGCUUUUUUAAGUGUGUUUUUAAAAGUUUUUAGCUUCUCGUGAACUCAUUUUCUGUCUAGUACUUGUACGUAAAGCAAAGCUGAAAAAUGAUUUAUACCCAAGAAGUUGUGUUUCUAAUAGGAAAUGAGACACGCAUUUCUCAGAAGAGAAAACAAUAAUUUUUUUUAUAAGUUGUUUAUUUAUGUGGCCCUUUAUUGUAAAGCCAACAAGUGCUUUACAAUUAAAGAGAAGAAAAGAAAAAACAUACGGAGUUAAAGCAAAUCAGAACCAUAAUAACAGGCAAUAAAUAUCUACAUAUA